This is a messenger RNA of Diachasmimorpha longicaudata, 873 nucleotides long. Its product is annotated as cuticle protein-like. Bases 1 to 873 code for a protein of 290 amino acids. NCBI's taxonomy places the organism in Eukaryota, Metazoa, Arthropoda, Insecta, Hymenoptera, Braconidae. The transcript has 2 exons. The record is from RefSeq and is a predicted model, not a curated record.
AUGAUAGCAUCAGCGGAUCACAAGAGCGUGGCAUAUUCUCAGGAGUCAACGCAUAAAGGUGCUGGAGGCAAGACUGGCUCAACAAGGUACAAUAGUGCUGUCAAGUCACCACAUGCGACUGUGCACGUGACAAACGAGCGAGUGAACCACGAUACCCAAUACUACAGCCACCCAGCCCAGCCAGCCUACAUUCACUCCGCUCCAACGGAGGCCAAGACCUACGCUAGCUCCAGCUACCACAACUACGAAGCACCAGUCACUUCCAAACCUUAUUCCGCACCAACUUACUACACAUAUCCCAAGCCUUCUCCAGUCAAGGAAUACUCCGCACCUGCCUAUUACACUUAUGUCGACGCUGCUCCAAUGAAGUCUUAUGCUGCACCCGUUCAUCACAGCUAUGUCCAGUCUACACCAGUCAAAUCCUAUUCAGGUCCAUCCAAGGCAGCUCCAGUCAAGGCUUACUCAACAUCGGCUUAUCACAGUCAUGCCGAAGUUGCCCCAAUGAAGUUUUACGCACCAUCGGCUUAUCACACCUAUGAUGAGGCCGCCGAGGCUCCUGCUGCAGGUGCCUACCACAGCUACUCCGAGACGCCAGCUGUUCCCAAGACUUAUGAAGCCCAAGCUUAUCGUGGUUAUGCUGAAGUUGCUCCUGCCAAGACUUACGAGGCACAGGCUUAUCACAGUUAUGCCGAGAGUGCUCCGGCUAAGAAGUAUGAAGCACAAGCUUAUCACGGUUAUGCCGAAACCACACCGGCCACCAAAACAUAUGCUGCAGCUCCAGCAAAGCCAUACUCUGCACCUGCUUACGAAUACGCUGGACAUGGAGUCUCUCAUGCUAGCUUCAAAGGGCUUGGUGCUCAUUACUCUUGGUAA